AUGCCUACUAGGAUGACAGUGACUUUCUCUUAUCUUUAUUCUCCUUCCUUUAAUUUUUUUUCACCCCUCCUUCUUUUUUUUCAUUUCAUUCUUCUGUCUCUUUUCUGUUCUUUUUCUUUCUUUAUUUUGUUCUUUUUUUUUUUUAUUUUGUUUAUUUAUUUUCUUCAUUUUGCUUCCUUUCAUUCCUUCAGUUCCGUCUUUCACUUAUGCGUUUUCCUUCUUCACGUCAUUUGUUUUGCUUUUUUUUUUCUUCCUUUCUUCGGGGUGAAUUUACAUCUGUCACUCCCUCUUUUCUUCCUUCCUUUUUUCCUUCCUUCCUUCCUUUCGAUUUUUUAUUUCCUUGUCUUAAUUUCAUUCUCUAUUCACUUAUUUUCCUUUUUACCUUCUUUCCUUUUUUUUUCACUUUCCUUUCUUUCAUUCUUCCCUUUGGUCUGUCAUUUAUUCAUUACCUUCAUUCGCAUUUUUCUUUACUUCAUAUAUUCCUUCUCCUUUUUUGCUUCAUUUCUUUUUCAAUUUUCUUUCUUUUCUUACUACCGUCAUUUCUUUCCUUCGCUUACAGUCUUUUCUUCCAUCCCUUUCUUCUUUUGUUUUUCUCAUUUAUUCUUUUCCUCCUUCACUUUUGCUUUUCUUCAUUUAACUUUUUUCCUCUUUUUCAAUUCUUUCGCGUGUUUUCAUUUCUUUUAUUUCCUUUUUAGCGUCUACCCCUUAUUGUUCUUUCACUUCUUUCUCUUCUUUCAUAUUUUUAUUUCCUCUUUCCUUUUUAUUUUCUUCAUUUCAGUACUUCUCCCAUUUUUCUUUCCUUCAUUUUUUUCUUUAUUUCUUCAUUUAUUUCUUUUCUUCCUUAAUUUGGUCUUUCAUUUAUUGAUUUGUUUCAUUCUAUCAUUCCUUCAUUUCCUUAUUACUUUUAACCAUUUCUUUCUUUCUUUCUUUCUUUCUUUCUUUCUUUAUUCCUUCAUAUUUCUUUUCUUUCUUUCUUUCUUUCUUUCUUUCUUUCUUUCUUACUUUCUUUAUUCCUUCAUAUUUCUUUUCUUUCUUUUUUUAUUCCUUCAUAUUUCUUUUCUUUCUUUCUUUCUUUCUUUCUUUAUUCCUUCAUAUUUCUUUUCUUUCUUUUUUUAUUCCUUCAUAUUUCUUUUCUUUCUUUCUUUCUUUUAUUCCUUCAUAUUUCUUUUCUUUUUUUCUUUUUCCUUCAUAUUUCUUUUUCCUUUUUAUUUUCUUUCUUUCUUUCUUUCUUUCUUUCUUUAUUCCUUCAUAUUUCUUUUCUUUCUUUCUUUCUUUCUUUCUUUCUUUCUUUCUUUCUUUAUUCCUUCAUAUUUCUUUUCUUUCUUUCUUUCUUUCUUUAUUCCUUCAUAUUUCUUUUCUUUCUUUCUUUCUUUCUUUAUUCCUUCAUAUUUCUUUUCUUUCUUUCUUUAUUCCUUCAUAUUUCUUUUCUUUCUUUCUUUAUUCCUUCAUAUUUUUUUCUUUCUUUCAGCCAUUCACUCGCUUCUACUUUUUCUUUCUUCUUUCGCUAAUUUGUUCCUUUAUUAUUUCCUUUCUUCACUAGUUUCUUCACAUUUUUCAUUUCCUUUUUUCAUCAUUCCAUCACUUAUUUCUUUUUUUUCUCCUUCCAUUUUUCUUUCUUUCGAUUCUUCUUUCAUUUCUUCCCUUCCUCAACUUUCGUUCCUUGACUUAUUUAAUUUCUUUCCUUCAUCUUUUUUAAAAACUUUUUCCUUAUUUCCUUCCCUACUUUCUCUUCUUCCCCAAACCCUUUCCCACCUCAACCGUCCCCAUUCCCUUCCUUUGUGUCUGUAUUUCUAUAUCAUUUUCUUUUUUUCUGUUCUUUCUUCUCUUUUAUCAUUAUCUUUUCUCUUUAUUUUAUCCGUUCUUACUUCAUCUUUUCUUAUUCCUUUCGUAUUUUCUUUUUCUUUUUUUUUUUUUUGCUUCAUUCUUUUUUUCUUUAUUUCUCGUCUUCAUUACUUUUCUUUUCUUUCAUUCACUUUUCUUCAUUUCCUCUUUUGUUUCAUUUAUUUUAUUUUAUCUUCUUUCAUUCUUUCUAGUUCUUAUUUUUAUCUUUCGUUUCUUCUUUAUUUUUAUUUUCGCAUUUAUUUCCUCCUUCUUUGCUUUCUUUUUUUUCUUUUGUGUUGCACUCAUUUAAUUUCUUUCUUUCUCCUUUCUUUUACGCCAUUUUUCUUUCAUUUUCUUUGGUAUAUAUUUUAUCUAUCGUUAUCUUUUUUCGCUCCUGUAUGUGUAUUUCUUUUAUUUGUUUAUUUUAUCUACUUUUCUUUCUUUCUUUCUUUCUUUUUUUGUUUUCUUUUAUUUGUCUUUCCUUUGCAUAUUUUAACUGCAAUUCUUUCUUCCGUUCUUUUUUCUUUGUUUGCUUUUUUCUUUCUUUCCUUUAUUUUAUAUUUAUUUUCUUUUAUUUAUCUCAUCUGA
Molecule: messenger RNA, 2409 nt
Organism: Acanthosepion pharaonis
Lineage: Eukaryota; Metazoa; Mollusca; Cephalopoda; Sepiida; Sepiidae
Source: the annotation of a GenBank genome assembly